Molecule: messenger RNA, 3322 nt
Organism: Folsomia candida
Lineage: Eukaryota; Metazoa; Arthropoda; Collembola; Entomobryomorpha; Isotomidae
Product: vascular endothelial growth factor receptor 1
Exons: 14
Coding region: 329-3262 (977 amino acids)
Biological process (GO): multicellular organism development; protein phosphorylation; positive regulation of kinase activity
Cellular component (GO): signaling receptor complex
Molecular function (GO): transmembrane receptor protein tyrosine kinase activity; ATP binding
Source: RefSeq, a predicted model, not a curated record
UAUGAAAAUCAAGGACAUUGCAUUCUACACGGCUUGGAUAUAUCAUAGCUGCUGAGACCUUUUGUAGUUUUGGGAUUUUUUAGCAGUUCUUUUAUAACCAUUUGUUUUUUUGCCUACAUAGCUUUUGUGCUACUGGAGAAGAAAAAUAAGCCGCAAUCAGUCAGUCACUGAGUCGCGAAUUGUGCAAAGUCAGGCUUAUUUAUUAGCAAUUUUGUGAAUCUCUUUAGUUUCUAGGUAAAUAGGAUCUUCAUGCAGUAGAUUUAUGUAGUGAGGUUUUGCAUGAGGGAUAAAAUGAGUGAGUUCAACUUAUAAAAUAUUUUGGUCGGAAAUGGUGCUUACGUUUAAGGAUCGACUGUCGUUGAAUGCUUUAUCAAUUGUUUUGUUAUUUGUGUCUUCAAAUUCAUCAUUGUCAAAGGGCACGAAGUGUGCUCCAAAAAAUAAUGGAAAUACAGAAUUUCCAGAAAUAGCUAUUGGAAAUCGUGCCAUAAUUUCAGACAGUGAAAAUGUAACGAAUUUAAUCUCUACUACGAGUACGGCGCAGAGUGAGAAAAUUGAGAAAAUUCAAAUUUCAGAAGACAUCGAAAUUCUUGAAAAUGAUGAGAAAUUCCUGAAAAUUCCGGACAAUGGGAGGCGACGAGAUGGUCCAGUUGGUCAGUUGGAGCUCAUUUGUUCCGCUUCAUAUCCCGUCCAGUGGGGGUUUCGUCUCUAUCAGCUCUGGGCUCCUUGGACCGUGUCGUCUAGACGAAUCCUAAGCCCUGCAAAUGCAUCGAAUCCUAACGUCACUCAAAUUUUCCAGUCCAUCCUGAAAUAUCCUAGUCUUCGAAACAUUACGCAGUUACGUAAUGAUUACCCCACAUGUCACAAGUCGGAUGACACAUGUCUGCAAACUUCCCUAUCUGUGAUGAAUGAUGGUGAAAAACCCAGACUUAAAGUUGCCGCUGGGUCAGAUCUCCAAUUAUCUCCGGAUUCAGAAUUUGGGAAAAAUACGAAUUGUUCCCUAAGAGUCGGGUAUGACCCAGUGGCUCAAGUUUUUUUCUGCCAAACAGUCAAUCCAAAGCAAAAUGUCACAAUAUUUCCGAGAACUUGUUCUGAUCCGGUGAAAUGUGCAACGGUUUACAUGGCUCAAAAUGAAAACUGUUCGCAUGAAGCACCCACAGUUUCUUACAAGGACUGUCGACCAGAUUCCGGUUGCGGAAAAAUGACCUAUGCAGCUGAUUACUUGCCAUCAGUUGCGAUUUGUUUGAUACGAGGGACAGGUGACGAAUUGGGCGGCAGUGUCGCUGUCCCCUUCUUUUACUCGCUUGUUACAGAUUCUCAUGGACAGCCGGAGAGGUACCUGAAUUGGAACGAUGCUAAUCCCACAAAAAUGUUGCAAAUAAUGGAACUGUCUGAAUCGUCGUUCUAUGCUGGACAAGAAUUCGCGAUACAGUGCAAAGCAAGCUACUACUACUUCGGGUCUGGACUUUAUUUCGAAAUAAAAUCGGAAUUAUCAGUUUCUAGAAUACCAGCUAAUGAAACGACAUACACAAAACGGACGACAGGAAAAAGUGGAACUUUUAUAGAUCUUGAAUAUUUGAGGAUUUUAGCAGUUCAAAAUUAUGUGGCAUGGACCCCAGGAGUUUACCAAAUUCAGUGCAAUGCUCCGGUUUGGAAUACGACGGAAUGGGUAUCGACAAACGCGACGUUUACCGUGUUGGAAUCCACCCCACCGAAAUUUUUUGAUGGAAACACAACCGAAACUUUAUAUUACAAACCCAACCUGCAAAUAUUAUGUAUCAGCCGUGGCGUUCCGAAACCCUUGCUCACCUGGACUUUAAACGAAUCUCCGCUACCUUCCGGUAUAAAUGUGGAAAUUGGCGAAAAUGGGACAGAUAUUUGGACCCAACUCCAGUUUCCCAGCUCAACGAGGGGAAUUUAUGGAAAUUUUACUUGUCGAAGCACAAAUUAUGCUGGAUAUAUGGAAAAAACUUUUAUCAUCAUUCCAAGUGAUAAAACCUCAUCAACCCUAAUAAUUGCAAUUGCCGUGAUGGGAAUUUUAGCCUUGAUUUUAGUCCCAUCGGUGGUAUUUUUAUUUUGGAAAGUGCAAAAUCAGCGAAAACAAUUGCAAUAUUUAACACAAGAAGAAGUCGACGAAUUUCUAUUGGGAAAACCAGACUACAUUCCGUUUCAAUGUGAUAUGAGUACUUAUGCGUAUUAUCUCCCGUAUGAUAAGUCAUUCGAAAUUCCAAGGGAGGAAUUGAACAUUGAUUUUUCCAAAGUUCUGGGACAAGGUGCGUAUGGGAUGGUGAUUUAUGGCAAAUACCAGGAAAAGGAAGUUGCUGUGAAAACCAUAAAACCAGUCGAUUAUGGGAUGGACACGUUCAAGGCGUUGUUAUCCGAACUUAAAAUAAUGACGUAUAUCGGAAAACACGAAAAUAUUGUGAAUUUAGUCGGAGCAUGUACAACAAAUAUUCAGAAAAAGGAAGUUUACAUCGCACUCGAAUUUUGUGAGAAUGGAAGUCUGCUUUCGUUUAUGAGGACGCAUCGACACUCGUUUUUAAAUCCUAGCUAUGUUCCAGAAGGGGAUGAACUUGCCAAGUCACCGUUGACUAGACAGCCUUCGUUUUUGCAAUGUCCACAAGUACAAUAUGUCAAAAUGGAAGAUUUGUCGCAAAUCGCGAUAUUAAACCCGCACGAUUACGCAAAUAUGUUUCAAAUUACGAGACAAGACUUAAUUCAGUGGAGUUAUCAAAUUGCGGAGGGGAUGGAUUAUCUGACUAGUAAAAAGGUAAUUCAUGGAGAUUUGGCAGCCAGAAAUGUUCUCCUGACUCGUGAUCUCACUGCUAAAAUCGGAGAUUUCGGUUUAUCAAAACGUCUCCUUCACUACAAUAGUUAUACGAGAACGGCCAAUACUCCUCUCCCAAUAAAAUGGCUCGCAAUCGAGUGUCUCACCGAUUUCCAGUUCUCUCCCGAGUCCGACGUCUGGAGCUACGGGGUAACUUUAUGGGAAAUCUUUAGUUUAGGAGAACUGCCUUACGCAGGAUUUAAUGGGAAUGGAGAAGAUUUCUUGCAAAGAUUGUCGCGUGGGAUGAGAUUAAAUAAACCUAUUUAUUGUUCAGAGGAGAUCUUCGAUGUGAUAAUGAAGUGCUGGAAGAGUGAUCGUAAAGAGAGGCCCAAAUUUGAUAUUUUGUCAAGAUAUUUUAAGAGGUGUUUGGAAACGCCGGCACAUGAGGCAAUUGGAGUAAGAUUAAGUAAUUUAGAAAAUGAAGUUAUUCCGACUUGAUUAAGUAUAUGACGUAACUAAUUGUGAAGAAAAUAAAUUAUUUAUGACAUAAACUAGCAA